AUGACUGCAAACUUAUUACAAAUGCAACACUCCUGCAAUGCAUCUGCCCUUUUAGCAAAAACUGUCGCAUAUCACCAUCGCAAGCAGGAGUUUAGUGCACCUGAGGUAGUGUCCUAUUUAAUGGGAUGGGGGGAUCAUUAUAUUUCGCACCCAUUCCAGACUAUACAUUGGAAUUCAGUUACAGUGUUGUUGAAGCAAAGCUUUCCCUUUUUGAGAGAUUAUCAGGUGAAGACUUGUACAUCUACCCAGGAUUCACAUGUAACUGUGGACAAACGUAGUCCGGAGACCAAGUACAUUUCUGUGGAAAUUCACAAAGGCAAUCUACACAUACAUGAUCAAGUUUGGGAAUACGUUGAUCAUGGAUAUGAAUUUGAACAACUUAGCUAUUUGGAAUGUUUCCUUAACACAUACGAUAUCAGGUCUGCAGCCAACAUGCCUUUAGUGCACAAGAAAGCAGGUCCCUGGUUUCCAUCCACAAACAACUCCAACUCACGGCCAUUUUAUAGCGCAUCCAUGCUUGCACUGUUAAAACCUUGGCAAGACAUACAGAUGUUGAAGAAAAACGAGGAGACAUUUGAAAUGGUGUUCUCUUCUUUUAUGGCCAGUGCCCCACAGAAGGUACAAACUAUUGUCGGCAACAUUCAGUAUUUUCACAAUUGUGCUGACCAAGUGAAGUGCGAGGAGGAAAAGAUGCAACUCACUCAUAACUUCAAUUAUGCUCUGGUUCCACCUGGGGAGCACCUGGAUGACACAUGUGAUGAUAGUGAAGGUCCUGCUGGUCAAUCUACAGAACAUUGUUUGGAGUGGCAGCACUACAUCACAGAAGCCGAUUCACCCAGCAAAGAAACCCAUCAUACAGAAGUUAGCACAGGAGGUGUUAUGAGCACACCUUCAUCCUUGUCCAUUCAUCCAUCCAUGCAGUUGGAGAUUUCUGCAGGAGAAAGGUCUACGGAUGAGUCUAAAUCAUCUCCCUUUGAUCCUCCAAGUCAUUUGAACAAAGAACAAUCUAUGGCUUUCAUAAUCAUUACAGAACAUAUCUAUCAAAUUCUUACCAGUAAAGAUCCUCUGCAGCUCCUUAUGGUCAUCCAUGGUCCAGGUGGUACAGGGAAAACCCAGUUGUUGAAAGCUAUAACAAAAAUGUUCUCUGAUAUUGGUAUUCCUGUCAGAUUGGAGGGAAAACUUUACACUCCUGGGGUACUCUUCCUGCCAGCAAAGGAACACCAUGCAGUGAUAUGUGGAUCUAUUGACCGAGUGCACAAACUGCUUGCUGAUGUGGUCACUGCAUUUCAUUUGGCCAAUACAAGGACUAUGGUUGAUGCUCCAUUCACUGGGCUUAGUGUCGUCUUGUUAGUUGCUGGCCAUAAUCGUGUGUUGUAUUCUCAACAUCCAACUACUUGCAAAUUCAGGAAGUUCAAAUCACAGACUCGGUAUGGCUUGACAUUCUAG
Suillus subaureus is the source of this 1446-nucleotide messenger RNA. RefSeq lists its product as uncharacterized. Lineage: Eukaryota; Fungi; Basidiomycota; Agaricomycetes; Boletales; Suillaceae. The record is from RefSeq and is a predicted model, not a curated record. The transcript has 11 exons. The coding region runs from base 1 to 1446 and encodes 481 amino acids.